Molecule: messenger RNA, 813 nt
Organism: Humulus lupulus (European hop)
Lineage: Eukaryota; Viridiplantae; Streptophyta; Magnoliopsida; Rosales; Cannabaceae
Product: transcription factor PAR1-like
Exons: 1
Coding region: 122-595 (157 amino acids)
Biological process (GO): regulation of DNA-templated transcription
Source: RefSeq, a predicted model, not a curated record
AAUUUAACCAAACACAAAACUCAAAACUCCAAACAACACACAAAUCACAAUCCCAAUCCCAAACACUCUCUUCUUCUUCUUCUCUCUUUUCUCUUCUCUUUCUUCCUCUGUUACUGUUUUCAUGGAAGACAACGAAACCCAAAUCGCCAUUAGAAACACCGCCCAUCAAAAAUCCCAGAUGGGCAAUGCCACCAUAAACAACUCUCUAUCCCAUUUGGACCGGCGCAGGAGCCGGAGAAAGUCCAGGGAGUUUCUCAAGAUUCACCGGGAAAAUGUGAAGAGGAGGAGUACCGGUACUGAUACUGCUACUGGUUCUGGUACUGGUUCUGGUUAUGGCUCCACUACCAGUACUAGUAGUUGUGUCUCCGGUGGCGCCGUCGACGCCGGAGAAGGUGAUGAAGAGAGUGAGAAAGAAGAAGUGGAGAGGAAGAUUAAGGCAUUACAGAGGAUUGUCCCCGGAGGUGAGUCGCUUGGUGUAGACAAACUGUUUGAUGAAACUGCUGGGUAUAUAUUGGCCUUGCAGUGUCAGCUCAAGGCCAUGAGAACUCUUGCUGCCUUUGUUGAAGGUUUGGAGAAGAGAAAGUUUGGAGGUUGAUUUGAUUAUUAUUAUUAGUAUUAUCAUAAUCAAUCGGUAUUAAUAUUGGCUUUUUUCUAGGAGCUUUUAUUUGGUUCAAAUCAUGGACCAAAUUGAAUUUUCUUUUCUUUUCUUUUGUUUGGGAGAACAAGAUUUCCCAACUUAUUUUCUUUCUUUGUAAUGUUUAUUAUUCUGAUAUGGAAAUGGAAUCAAUAGGAACAAGGGCUGGUUAGUACUAA